AUCGUUGUUUCAAAAAUAUUUCAAUUUGUAAACAAAUUUACAAAUUAUAUUAAUAUAACUAUUGUAAUAUAAAUUUGUAAUAUAUAAAAUAAAUUUUAUGAUUCGAUAAAAAAAUUCUGUAAAAUAUUUCUACUGUUUUUAUAUUUUUAUAGUUAUAAAUUAAAAAAACAAACUUGAAAAAAACGUUAAAGGAUCAAUAAUAAUAAAAAUAAUAAAAAUACAUUACAAUGGAAAAAUUAAAGUGGACAACGCCAAUUAAAAAUGGGAACGAAUGCGAAAAUUUAACAAUUAAAAGCCCUGUUAUAUAUAAGACUCCUGUAAAACAAUAUGAAACAAAUUCAAAGCGUACAACAUAUCAAAGUAAUAUUAGUUCCUUUAGUGUUCUUCCAAAUCAUAUUACACCUCCCUCAGGUUUAACAAAGUUUAUGGCAAGGAAUCCGUUUGAGACUGAUUUAACUAAUAGAUUACAUUUAUCUGUGAUUAGUCCAACUGUAUUUAGUAAGGUUUCAAGUCCAUCUCAACAAUCUUCAAACUUUGAAUGGAGUGUAGAUGAGCUAGCUUUAAUACAACCAGCAAAAAUAGAAGAGUUUCCCAUACAACAGAUACAUUGUAUUGACACAGAGACUGAAAUAAAAGCUCAAGCAGCUAUUGAUCAAUUUUUUAAUGAAAAUGAAAUAAUUCCAAGUCCAUGGGAAACAAAGAGAAAAGAAAUUAGAACAAAAAUUGAAGUGAAUACUCCUGUAAGGUCUUCCACUGAUUUGAAUUUGAAUUUGGAUUCUUCUAACUCAAAAAAAGAUGGUUGGAGUCAAACAAUGUUAACAUUUGCACCUGAAUUGCCAUCUCAUGUCAUGGAAAUUUUAAAACCUUAUUUUACAUUUGUUCAAAAUCAAAACAUUGAAAGUGAUGAUGCAAAUUCAAGUAAUAAUUCUUUAAGACGAAAGUUGUUCUUCAAUCAUGAAGAUUGUGUAGAUAAUGAUGAAUCUUCUAUCUGUAUAUCACCAGUAAAAAUGAACGGAUCUUUAGUGUUAUCUUCCAGUCCUCCACAAAGUGGAAUGUUAAUUCAUGGUGCUCCUUUGAAAUAUUUAUCAAACGAAGAUUGUCAUUAUGAUACAUCACAAAUUAAUACAGAAAAUUUAUCUCCUCCUAAUGUAUCUCCUAUACACAAUGCAAUCCACAUGUCAUGCGAAAGUGUAAGAUCUCAUUCAACUACUCAAUUAAACUUUACUAUGAAUAUGAGUAUAGAUCAACCUAAUAAUCAACAUAAAGAAUUAUUAGAUUAUUCUUUAGAUAAGUCCAUUAAUAAGAAAAAUGUAGAAACAAAAGUCGAGUUUUUAAAUGUACAUAAUAAUUCCAUAUGUGAUACUCGCAUAGAAAAAAAAGUCCUAGCAAAAAAUUCAAUCUAUGUUGAGCACAAUUGUGAUAAUAAAAGUUCAGAAUUCAAUUUUAAAUAUCAAAAUACUGACAAUACGCUUAAAUACGUGACUGAUUCGUGCAAAAUGAAUACGAAUGACAGUAUUUUUCAGCAAACAAAUGCGAUGUUAGCUACUUCUAAUCAGCAAAGUGUUUCAAACUCUGCACAAGACACAGGUUAUCAAACUUAUAGUAUGAAUAAUACAACAAAUGUUACUGAUAGUUAUAAUAUUACUCCAGUUAAGCAAAAGCUUUAUUGGGGUGAUCAAAUUUUAAUAACUGAUGAUGAAUUUCCCCUAUCUGAUUGGAAAGAGAAUAUGAAGAAUAUUUUUAGUUCUACUCCGUCACGAACGAAUAGGGAAAAGGAUAAUCAUGUAUUUUAGAUAAUUUUUUUAAGAAAUUAUAUAUAAUCUAUUUAAUUUUGAACAUAAAAUUAUAACAAAUAAUUGCUUGGAAAGCUUAGAAAUAAUUUAAAUAUAUAUUAUUAGAGAUAUAUAUAUUAUAUAAUUAAAAAUAUUAUUUGUAUUUUUUAUAUUUAUGUUCUUAUUUUAUCACGAUGUUUUGUUUCUUAGUUAAAUUUAUAACAUAUAGAUUUUAAUAUAUAAUGAAUGAUAUAAUUUUCAGUUUUUCAUUGCUUUAUAUAAUCUAAAAUAGAUUUUUUAUAAUAUUCGAUAUAAAUAUUAUAAAUAAAUAUAUAAAUACAUUAAUAUUGAAUAAAAUUAUAAUAAUAGUAUAUUAGGUUUCAAUUCAAAUUAAAUAUAUCAAAAUUUAAACAUAUUUUUUAAAAAUAUUUUUGAAAUAUGAAUUUCUAUAUAUAAUGUAUCUCAUAUUAUUCAUAUAUUUCUCAUGUAAUUACGAAUUAAAUUACGAAUUAAUAUUCGUAUUAAAAUGUAUAACAAUUGAUUAAAAUCAAGAAAGAUAACUGAAAAGUAUAUAUAUUUUACAAAAAAUAUCAAUCUGAUGUAAAAUAUUUAUUAAUUAUUAAUUAUUGAUUAUAAUAUUUCUAAUGAUCAUAUAAUCAUGAUUAUCAUAAAAACUAAAUACACAUAUAUAAAAAUAUAUAGAAAGUUAUGGAAAAUUAGAAAUUUUUCAAUUCAAUUGUUUUUGCAAUUUUUUAAUUGAAACUAUGUAAUUAUUUAGGUUAAUUUUAUCAACUAUAUUUUAAGUGAAUUUAAAUUAUAUUUAAUUAAUUUUUGAUUCUAUCUUUUUUUAUAAAAAAUAUCAAGAACAAUUUUUUGUCAAGAUGAAUGCAAAUCUCCAAGCUUGUGAGUCCGAUAAAAUUGAAAAAUUAUAUAUUCUAGAAAUUUUUAUUGACUCGGUUACUAUUUAUGCCGAAAAAUUGCAAAAAAUUCUCCCUAACGAAUUAGGUGUUGAUUUACAAUUUAUCGAUAUGCCAUUGUUUCGAAUUUUUCAAAGUUAUUUUUUAUUAACCAAGCCAGAUAGAUCAAAAGAGAUAACUCGCGGACCAGGAACUUUUACUAUAAAUUUUAAUGCUGGUAAAGCAUAUCUGUUCACUAGAAAUCCCGGCGAACUUGUAACACAAAUGCGAUCUAAACCCAUAUUAUUAGACGUAUAUAAAAUUAAAGAAAUCGUUAUUUGUCCCGAGGAAGUAAAAAAACAUCCAUUAGGACAUUCAGUAAUUCCGAUACCAGGUUGCUUAUGUGAUCACACAAUGAUGGCAAGCAAUGAUAUAUAUCAUUUACCAAAAUCAUAUGAAAUAAAAAAUAUUUUUGUUCUUAUGGACGAGGAAUAUAAGCCAUCUGGUUAUAUAAAUAUUUUCUUGAGAUUGACUUGUUUUGGAACGUAUACAAUCAAUCCCUUCGUAAUCGUAGGAAAAAGAUUAUUAUAUAGAAAUAUUGGUUCAUUUAACGAAUUUUUGUGCACUAAAGUAAUGUAUCCAGACGAAGAAGAAAGAAGAGCUGCAGAAGCUGGUGCAAAAUUCUGCAUGCCUGAAAAAAUAUUUGAAGAAAGUGAACUAGAUACUCCUCCUAGAGCAAUAAAUAUAGCUAGUUUGAUAUUAGUUUCUAAAGAAUUAUCUGAAAGAGACGGAUAUCCUCCAAAUGUAAUUUCUCCAAAUUAUCCGCCAAAAAUUCCAGAAAUAAGUAUCGAAGAAAUUAAAUUUGAUAUUAAUAGAACACGACGAAAAGGAUUUAAAAUGAUAGUUCAAGAAGAAAUUAAUGGUAUUACUCCAAGAUAUAAAACAUGCAUUAAUAUUGGAUGCCCUGGUAAUAUUUGUACGGGACAAAAAUAGCAAUAAAGUUAAUAUUAAAUAAAAAUAAAAGACGAUCAUCAAAUUAAAUAGAAUUAAAAAUUAUUUUCAUAAAUAAAAAUGUUAAAAAAGAAAUAAAUAUUGUAAAAGGAUAAAUUAAAAAAUAUAAAAAAAAUAAACCAUUAAUUUUUAAAUUAUUCUUUAAGAAUGUGUGUAACAUUUAUAUACUUGAGACAAGUUUUUAAGAAAAUAAAAUAAAACGUGUAAAAGUAAAUUGUGAUAUAUAAAUCAUUGUAUAAAAUUUGUAAUGUCGGCCGUAAUAAAUCGUAGAGGGCGUAAAAAGCAUUAUGAUUGCUUUUUUUGAGAGGUCGGUAUUUCAGAACACGUGAUAUAAAGUUUGAUAAAAUAUCAUAUCCGAUUUAUAAAUCUGAUCUCAAAAAUUCUUAUAUCGCGAAAAAAUAUCAUAUCUAUACUUUGUCCAUAAUUCAGAUUUAUUGAAUAUUAAAUAAUUAAAAGGAUUUUAAAUGUAAAGGAUACAUUAGAUAUAACUGUUGAUUAUUUUCGAAGCAAUCUUUAAUAUAGCAACAUAGUCAGUCUUACAGUAAUAAGCCAAAAAUACAAUCUAUAUAUCGAGCUUUCGGAGUAUGGGCGAAAAUGAUUUAUGUUUUCCUUCAUAACUAAAUCGUAGGACCAAAAAAAGAUUAAUGAUCGCAUUUCGUGGAAGAGAAGGAAAACAUAUGCUCCUUUCGCCCAAACUCCUGAGACGAAUUUUACAAUUUUACACAUAAUUAUAUUGUGUAUCACGCUGCAAAACUGUAGGUCCUAUUCUUCCACGAUCUAAAUCUCGUUUUGAACGAAAGAAUUUCAAGAAUGUAUAUACGUAAAUUGCAUUUUCUUCAUCACGGCAACGGAAUGAUAUUUUAUGGUCCUAUUUUCGGUGAAUCUUUCGAUGAAUCAUAAUUGAUAAAUUAUAAACUAACAACGAGCGCAGAAAUGUGUCACUAUGGCAUAUAUCAUUUUAUCAACAACUGCAAUAUUUAUAAUAGUGCUUAUGCUAGAAAAUGCAACUCAAAAUACUUAAAAAAAUACAAUUUUUAAAAUAUUUCAAUUUUCAAAGUCAAUCCAAGUGAACAAGUAUUUAAAAUUGUUAAUAUGUAACAGACUAAGAAUUGUUAAAGUUUAAUCUAAAUUUUUAUCCAAACUUUUAUCUGUUAAUUUCAAAAUUUUACUUUUUAUCUUAUUACAAUAUUAAAUUAUAGUUGAAUUUGCGAAAUCAUUUUAAUUAAAAUUAAUUUAAACAUAAUAUAAACUACUUUCUACUUACGGUUAAUAAAUAUAUCUUAGAAAACAUAUCUAUAUAUUAGUCUCUUUCGAUAUAUAAAUUUUAAUAGAAUCUGAAUUUAAAUGAUAGAAAAAAAGAAAACCGCGCCUUUCUGAUUCUCUUCGAGUUGCGUUUUCCAGACAUUAUUGUACAAAUUAGAAAAAAAUGUAUAAAUGUGAAAAAAAAUUUAUAAGCCAAUUUAUAAAUGUUACAUCAAAAAGAAAAUAUUUCGAAUUUAAUAUUUAAAAAAACUUAUUAUAAGAUGAGGAUUUGUUUUGAGCUGCACACAUUUCUGAGCUAAAUGUGUUACAAGUCUCAUCACAAGUGAAUCGAUUGAUCUCUGUGAUUCGACUCAAUCUAGUUUCAAAAGCAUCUUAAUUAAAUUAAGCAUUGAAACAUUGUCAUAACGAGUUUCAAUCAUUUAAAUUUCAGUGUACAAGAAUGAAUCGUAAAUGUUUACAGUGAGUUUAGAAUAUAUCAAACAGUGCAAAAUAACAUUGGUUUUAAAUAAGAUUAAAAAGCGUAGAUCCGAAGAAAAGUUUGUAAUUAAGGCCCGACUUUUAAUGUCAUUUUGUCAUCAAUUUAUUGAAUUAUUUGAUUAUAUAUUACUAUAUCAAUGAUAUAAUUUGACUUAUUAUCAAUCAAAUAAUAUUUGACUCCUAUCAAUCAAAUGAUAUUUUUUUUCGCCAAUUAUAUUUUUAUUUCAUUCAUAAACAUGAUUAGUUUAAAACAACUUGUUAAAGUUCUGACUACAGUUUAUUUUCUAGGAAAAUAAAAUAAUUUAUCUUAAUUUUAAUAAUAUAAUAAUGGAGAACAUGCAUUUUGUUUAUUCAUUGUUAUAUCAAUUGUUAUAUUAAUUGUUAUAUUAUUCAUAAUAAAAAAAAAAUUUAAAGAACUUCGAAUUUGGAUAAGAUUUAAAAAGUUUUUAAAAUAAUAUUUUUUUCGAAAUUUUUCUUCAAGCCUAUCGGACAUUAAUUACAAAUUAUUUUAGGACACCGAUACAAUUUCGGACCUAAAUUAUUACCAGGAUAGGGAAAACGAUAGAUACAAAUAUAUAGAUAUAUUAUAAUAGUUAUUUGAAGAAACAUUUAAAGCCUUACAUAAAAUAUACAGUAUGAUGUGUAUCGGCACGUAUGUAUGAUAAAAUUAUGUGAUAUCUAUGUGUGUGUAUGUGAUUGUAUACCUUUCAUUUCUCUCGUACAGAUAAUAAUCGUGUCACACGUUGAACUUAACCAGCAUGUCUAUAUAUAUAUAUAUUUAUAAUUAUUAUACGUGUUCAAAAGAUGUUUCAAAAUAUGCAAUCAUAUUCUUUAACGAUCUUUUUUCUUCUUUUUCUUUCUCCCUUUUUAUUUCUUUUUUUAUUUUUUAGUUCUCGUUAAUACAAAGAGAAUAAUAAUACAUAUUCUCAAGAUUGAAAUACAUUAUUCGGUGUACUCUUGGACUGAGACUUGAUACGGCAGUAGUAAUAGUAAUAGUAGUAAUAGUAGGAGAAGGAAUAAUAGCAGUAAUAGUACCAGUAGCAGUAAUAGUAAUAGUAGUAGUAAUAGUAAUAAUAAUUUUAAUAAGAACAAAAAUAAGUGUAAGUGUAAGAAUAAAAAUAAUAAUAAGAGUACAAGUGAGAGUAAAUAUGAGAAUAAGAGUAAAAGACUAAAAA
Apis cerana (Asiatic honeybee) is the source of this 6594-nucleotide messenger RNA. It is a transcript of the gene bora, whose product is annotated as aurora kinase A activator-like protein bora. Gene Ontology annotation, biological process: regulation of mitotic spindle organization; regulation of mitotic nuclear division; activation of protein kinase activity. The record is from RefSeq and is a predicted model, not a curated record. Gene Ontology annotation, molecular function: protein kinase binding. NCBI's taxonomy places the organism in Eukaryota, Metazoa, Arthropoda, Insecta, Hymenoptera, Apidae. Gene Ontology annotation, cellular component: cytoplasm; nucleus.